AUGCCAAAAGAGGAAAAAGAACUGACGGACGAAGAGUUUUUUCUACAAAGAACGCAGAUGAUCAAGGAUGCGCAGGGUGAGAUCGAGAUGUAUCCCCACAGUUAUCCAGUAAGCCACAAGUUCUCUAUCAUUAAAGCCUGUGCUUCUGAGUUUCAAGUAGGCGAAAAGGGAGAAGAGAUGGUUUCAUCUGCUGGUAGAGUUAUUUCAAUCCAAGGCCACGGUAAACUAUUCUUCUUUAAGGUUGAAUCAGAUGACAUUGCCAUUCAAUUAAUUUUGAACUCUGGUGACAAGUCUAUCUACUAUGUUGCACAGUUCUUACGAAGAGGAGACAUAGUUGGGUUUACUGGAUUUUGUGGAAAAUCACGAACAGGUGAGCCAUCUGUCUUUGUCACGGAUCUGAAAUUGCUCACUCCGUGUCUCAGGGUAGUACCUUCUUCAAAGAAUGGAUUGAAGGAUCCCGAGACCAUUUACCGUAAGAGGCAUCUUGAUCUUUUGGUAAAUAAAGACUCAAAAGAAAGGUUCAUAUGCAGAACCCGAAUCAUCAACUAUAUUAGGAACUUUUUUAAUACCAGAGACUUCCUUGAAGUUGAAACUCCAACGAUGCAUGUUAUUUACGGAGGCGCUGCCGCCAAGCCUUUCAAAACUUUUCAUAACGAAUUGAAACAAACUCUUUAUUUGAGAGUGGCUCCUGAGCUGUAUCUGAAAAAGCUAGUUGUUGGUGGAAUCAACCGGGUUUAUGAAAUUGGAAAGAAUUUCAGAAAUGAGGGCAUUGAUUUGACUCACAAUCCCGAAUACACAGCCUGCGAGGCAUACUAUGCAUAUUCUGAUUACAACGAAUGGAUGAAAUUAACUGAAGAUCUUCUUAGUGGUCUUGCCAUGGAGUUAAAAGGAUCCUUGAAGUUUGCGUACGAGCCUAAAAAGAGGGAGUCUGAGGAAAUAAAAGUGGACUUUGACUUUUCUACACCCUUCCAAAGAUUUGAUAUUCUUGAGGAAAUCAAUAAGGUACUUGGGCUGAACCUUACAGGCGAAAACAUUGAAAACUCGGUUGAUGAACUUAUCAAGGCUGCCGAGGAGAGGAAUUUGGUUAUUGACGAGCCAAGGACCCUGAACAGAAUCCUAGACAAGUUUAUUGGUGAGUAUCUUGAGCCUAAAUGCAUCAAUCCAACCUUUAUUACUGGGUUCCCAACGGCUAUGUCUCCGCUUGCGAAGGAGGAUAGAAAUAGAAAAGGUGUAACGGAGAGGUUUGAGUUAUUCCUUAAUGGCAAGGAGAUAUGCAAUUCAUAUACAGAGCUGAAUAUUCCAUCAGUCCAGAGAGAACGAUUUAUGGAGCAAAUGGCAGCGAAAGAGGCCGGUGAUGCCGAGGCUAUGCCUAUUGACGAAGACUUUUGCCAGGCACUCGAGUAUGGACUCCCUCCAACUGGUGGAUGGGGUUUGGGCAUUGACAGGGUGGUGAUGUACAUGACCAAUGCAGCUAAUAUUAGAGAUGUGUUAUUUUUCCCAACAAUGAGGCCAGAAGGUAAUUAA
Molecule: messenger RNA, 1524 nt
Organism: Vittaforma corneae ATCC 50505
Lineage: Eukaryota; Fungi; Microsporidia; Nosematidae
Product: lysine-tRNA ligase
Exons: 1
Coding region: 1-1524 (507 amino acids)
Biological process (GO): lysyl-tRNA aminoacylation
Cellular component (GO): cytosol; cytoplasm
Molecular function (GO): ATP binding; lysine-tRNA ligase activity; tRNA binding
Source: RefSeq, a predicted model, not a curated record